Messenger RNA from Loxodonta africana (African savanna elephant), 1400 nucleotides. RefSeq names its product galactose-1-phosphate uridylyltransferase (gene GALT). Bases 82 to 1221 code for a protein of 379 amino acids. NCBI's taxonomy places the organism in Eukaryota, Metazoa, Chordata, Mammalia, Proboscidea, Elephantidae. Gene Ontology annotation, molecular function: zinc ion binding; UDP-glucose:hexose-1-phosphate uridylyltransferase activity. The record is from RefSeq and is a predicted model, not a curated record. Gene Ontology annotation, biological process: beta-D-galactose catabolic process via UDP-galactose, Leloir pathway. The transcript has 11 exons. Gene Ontology annotation, cellular component: cytoplasm.
CGGUAGGGGCGGGGCAGGCCCCGACUGGAAGGGCGAGGGGCGGCCCGGCAGACGUUCCAGUGGGAUCUCCGGGUUGGCGUAAUGUCGCUUUCUGGAGCCGGCACUGGGCAGCGCCAGCAGGCGUCAGAGGCGGACGCCACAGAAACAACUUUCCGGGCGAGUGAGCAUCAGCAUAUUCGCUACAAUCCGCUGCAAGAUGAGUGGGUGCUGGUGUCAGCUCACCGCAUGAAGCGGCCCUGGCAGGGACAAGUGGAGCCCCCGCUUCUGGAGACAGUGCCGCGCCAUGACCCCCACAACCCUCUGUGUCCUGGGGCCACACGAGCCAACGGAGAGGUGAAUCCCGAGUACCAUGGCACCUUUCUGUUUGACAAUGACUUCCCAGCUCUGCAGCCUGAUGCCCCCAAUCCAGGACUCAGUGAUCACCCCCUUUUCCAAGCAGAGGCUGCUCGAGGAGUUUGUAAGGUCAUGUGCUUCCACCCCUGGUCGGAUGUGACGCUGCCACUUAUGUCAGUCCCCGAGAUCCGGGCUGUCGUUGAUGCAUGGGCCUCUGUCACAGAGGAGCUGGGUGCCCAGUACCCUUGGGUGCAGAUCUUUGAAAACAAAGGAGCCAUGAUGGGCUGUUCCAAUCCCCACCCCCACUGUCAGGUGUGGGCCAGCAGUUUCCUGCCAGAUAUUGCCCAGCGUGAGGAGCGAUCUCAGCGGGCCUAUCAGAAUCAGCAUGGAGGGCCUCUACUAAUGGAGUAUGGCCGCCAGGAGCUGCUCAGGAAGGAACGUCUGGUCCUAACCAGUGAGCACUGGUUAGUGCUGGUUCCCUUCUGGGCAGUAUGGCCGUUCCAGACACUGCUGCUGCCCCGUCGGCAUGUGCAUCGGCUGCCUGAGCUGACCCCCGCCGAGCGUGAUGAUCUAGCCUCUGUCAUGAAGAAGCUCUUGACCAAGUACGACAACCUAUUUGAAACGUCCUUUCCCUACUCCAUGGGCUGGCACGGGGCCCCCACGGGAUCAGAGGCCGAGGCCAACUGUGAUCACUGGCAGCUGCAUGCUCAUUACUACCCUCCACUCCUGCGCUCUGCCACUGUCCGGAAAUUCAUGGUUGGCUAUGAAAUGCUGGCCCAGGCUCAGAGGGACCUAACCCCUGAGCAGGCUGCGGAGAGACUAAGGGCACUUCCUGAGGUUCAUUACCGCCUAGGGCAGAAGGACAGGGAGACAGCAGCCAUCGCCUGACCAUGCUGACCACAGAGCCCUGACUCUUGUCUGAGGAAACCAGAACCUGGGGUUUGGGCAGAUGUAGGGUCAAUAAAACUGCUUCUCAAACUUUAAUUAUACGUUUUAACAGCAGAGGAGUGUGGACUCUAACCCUCGGGGUCUGGAGUUAAAGGCUGAAGGCAUAGCUCCAGCCACAA